AUGACUUUCUCAGAAAUUUUAUUACUGUUGAUUAUGGUGGCAUUAUUUGAAUAUAACUCAACGUUAUACGUCCAUAAUGGACUUGUAUACAAUGGCAAGCAAUUUAAGUCCAAAGAUUAUCCGUACGUUAUGUUUCUUCGAUUGGAAAAAACAAAUCCAUUAAGUAAAAAUCGUUGCACAGGCUCAUUGAUACAAAAAUUGUUGGUUUUGACAGCUGCCCACUGUUGUGUGGGAUACGAGCCAACUGGGAUUAAAGUAUGUCAAGGAUCAAUGUAUUUUGGAGGUAACUUUAGUCAUAAAACUACAUGGCAUAAGGUUGUCAAAAUUUACUCACAUGAAAAUUAUCUCGGUGCAGGAGCCGAAGAAAAGAAUGACCUAGAAAAAGCAUUCAAGAAUAUCAAAAAAUUUUCGAAAAUUGGUGGUUCUCCUAAUGAUUUUAAAAAUGGAAAAAAGUUGAGUUGUAAAAUAAUUGGAUUUGGUGCAGUUAACGAUGCAAACGUUGAUAGGGUUGAUGAUGGUUUGUUUGGAAGAGUCGUGACAGUUGAUGUCUUACAUGGAGAAAAAGCUUGUGUAAAAUACGAUGUGUAA
Messenger RNA from Macrosiphum euphorbiae (potato aphid), 588 nucleotides. The record is from the annotation of a GenBank genome assembly. Lineage: Eukaryota; Metazoa; Arthropoda; Insecta; Hemiptera; Aphididae.